AUGGAAACUGUUCUGAAACUCUUCGGCGAGUACUUCUUUAAAUUCUGUAAGAUGUCUGGCUAUGACAGGAUGUUACGGACACUGGGAGGGAACCUCACAGAGUUUAUUGAAAACCUCGACGCCUUGCACAGUUUCCUUGCUCUCUCUUACCAGGAGAUGAAUGCACCCUCGUUUCGUGUGGAGAGAGAUGCAGAUGGGAGGAUGCUUCUCCAUUAUUACUCUGAUAGAAGUGGUCUGUGCCACAUUGUACCAGGUAUCCUUGAGGCUGUGGCCAAAGAUUUCUUUGACAUUGAUGUGACUAUGGAUAUCCUUGACAUGAACAAGGAGGAGGAGAGGACAGGCAAAAAGGAGCAUGUCGUGUUUCUAGUGGUGGAGAAACCUCUCAAGCAGAUGAGAAAGGCAAAGCCACAGAGGUUACAGGAUGGGGAGGACCUCCAGCGAGACCAAGAGGCCCUGGACGCAGCUUUCCUGAGAAUGAAGGAGAAAUAUUUGAGUGUCUCUGUUUGUCCUGUGAAGAAACCCCACUGGGAAAUUGUGAGAAGUAUAGUCAUGUUUGGGAAAGGGCAUCUCAUGAACACCUUCACGCCGAUUUAUCCUGAGCAGCUCUGGAUUGAAGAGAAGACAUUCUGCAAUGCUUUUCCUUUCCAUAUUGUGUUUGAUGAAUCACUUAGGGUCAAGCAAGCUGGAGUGAAUAUUCAGAAGUAUGUUCCAGGACUCCAAACCCAGAAGAUUCGAUUAGAUGAGUAUUUCUCCAUCAUUCAUCCCCAAGUUACCUUCAAUAUUUUCAGCAUCUGCAAAUUUAUCAACAGUCAGUUUGUCCUGAAGGCACGAAGAGAAAUGAUGCCUGAGGUGUGGAGGAGUCAGCCCACACUCAAACUCCGAGGCCAGAUGAUCUGGAUGGAGUCCAUGCGGUGCAUGAUAUACAUGUGCUCCCCAAAGCUCCGCAGCCUGCAAGAGCUGGAGGAACGGAGGAUGCAUCUUUCUGAUAUCGCCCCCCAUGAUACCACGCGGGAUCUCAUCCUCUUAAACCAGCAGCGGUUGGCUGAGAUCGAGCUGUCCAACCAGCUCGAGCGGAAGAAGGAGGAGCUGCGUAUCCUCUCCAAGCACUUAGCCAUAGAAAAGAAGAAAACAGAGACCUUGCUUUAUGCCAUGCUGCCUGAACACGUGGCCAACCAGUUAAAGGAGGGCAAAAAGGUCGCUGCAGGAGAAUUUAAAACCUGCACAAUCCUUUUCAGUGACGUGGUGACAUUUACUAACAUCUGUGCUGCCUGCGAACCUAUCCAGAUAGUGGAUAUGCUAAAUUCUAUGUAUUCCAAGUUUGACAGAUUAACCAGUGUCCAUGAUGUCUACAAAGUGGAAACAAUAGGAGACGCUUAUAUGGUGGUAGGGGGCGUCCCAGUGCCCAUUGGAAGUCAUGCUCAAAGAGUGGCUAACUUUGCCUUGGGGAUGAGACUUUCUGCAAAAGAAGUGAUGAAUCCUGUUACUGGAGAACCCAUCCAGAUCAGAGUGGGGAUCCACACAGGACCAGUCUUAGCAGGUGUCGUGGGGGACAAGAUGCCAAGGUACUGCUUGUUUGGUGACACCGUGAACACAGCAUCUAGGAUGGAAAGUCAUGGCCUUCCUAACAAAGUGCACCUCAGCCCCACGGCCUACAGUGCCCUGGAAAAUCAAGGGUUUGAGAUCAUCGAGAGGGGUGAAAUCGAAGUGAAAGGUAAAGGAAAAAUGACCACGUACUUUCUGAUCCAGAACCUGAAAGCCUCAGAGGACGAGAUCAUGGGCAGGCCGCCGCUGGGUCACCAGGAGGCCGGUGCUCAGGGAAGCCAAGGUAGCAAAGUCGUUGCCAUCUUUAGGUACGCAGACAACCAGCAGCUGCGUCCCCCAAAGAAAGAGACAGCAGAAGCUCCUGAGGAGCCAACCCCCGAAGGAAGUGCAGUGGUAGGACAGGACUCCAUGGAGGCAGCAGAUGGACAAUCAUCUUCAGAUCAGACAAAGACGCAUCCCUUUCCUAGUGACUCUCUGCCUUCUGGUUUCUGUGCUUUGUUGUGACAAAGGAAGAAUGAAUCCCACAGCUUCAUUUUUCUCCUGCUCUGCUUUCAACGGCAAAGAAAAGCAAUGUUUUUUCAUUUCUCAGCUCCAAACUUCCUCAACUGCAUCCCUUCCAAUCAUUGUCCCUUUGAGAAUAAAAGUCUAGAA
This is a messenger RNA of Talpa occidentalis (Iberian mole), 2193 nucleotides long. RefSeq names its product guanylate cyclase soluble subunit beta-2-like. Lineage: Eukaryota; Metazoa; Chordata; Mammalia; Eulipotyphla; Talpidae. Gene Ontology annotation, cellular component: guanylate cyclase complex, soluble. Gene Ontology annotation, biological process: response to oxygen levels; cGMP biosynthetic process. The transcript is spliced from 13 exons. Gene Ontology annotation, molecular function: guanylate cyclase activity; heme binding. The coding region runs from base 1 to 2046 and encodes 681 amino acids. The record is from RefSeq and is a predicted model, not a curated record.